This is a messenger RNA of Sclerotinia trifoliorum, 2894 nucleotides long. NCBI's taxonomy places the organism in Eukaryota, Fungi, Ascomycota, Leotiomycetes, Helotiales, Sclerotiniaceae. The record is from the annotation of a GenBank genome assembly.
GGGCUUGGAUUCACAUACAUUAGAGAUUUGAUAUGCCGAUUCUCAUUUCUUUGCUUCCUGUGUCAUCUUCAUACUUCAUAUUUACUACCGACAAUAAACUGCGCCUAUCUCAUCUUCGUUGCUUCGCCUCAGACUUUUCCCAAGUCUCACUAGGUACCUACCUACAACACUAUCUAUCUACAUGAUUGAAAUUCUACCGGUGAAUGUUCAUGAGCUGGUACUUUCAAUCCAUUACUCUGAUUGCAUAAAUAAAUCAAAGGUUUCGUGUACGAAAAAAGAUUGAUUGUUUGCUUGCUUGCUUGUUAUUUCGAAGGAUCUAUCUGUUGUAGUCGCAUCACAUCAAAGCGGAGAUACUCGAAUUCAGGUGAAUCUGUUUGUUCUAUUUGUUGUCUCUUUUGUCCUGUGGCCUCAAUUCAUAUGCUCAAUUUGGAUACACAAGAAGCUCAUACCCGUCGUAGGAUCAAUAAGAAAACAAACAAAUAUCAGCUUUUUAUUCCUUCCAAGCUUAUUUACUUUGUGUAUCUUUCUCUUCUGGAAGCUUAGCCUCGCCCUAUUUCUCUCAAUUCAGAACCGUGGGGGCCAAAACACCAAAAAAAGCAAAUUCGAAGACGCAUUUAUCUUCACUUGUUAUCCACUUUCAAAUUCUAGAUAUCAUGGCAUCCGAUAAUUUAUCAUACUCGACUAUGGACCCUCCUUUCUUUCAAGAGAAUAGAUCAAAUCCUCAAUCUUUUCGUCAUGAGGAUUUGAUGGAUAUUGAAAAUUCUUGGAUGGAGAAUAUUGAUCCUCUUCUUCGUCAAGCUCAAAUUGUCUCUCCAGAUUUCGAUUAUCAACAAGACCUACCACAACAACCUUUGCAAAGAUUUAUCACAGAGCAAGGAAGAGCUUUCUUCACUACUGAUGCAACAAUGGCUCACUUCGAUAACUUUUCCCGACCGUUACCUAGAGCAUUCGAACCCGUUGGUGUAUUCCCUCAAGAUUCUCGAACAAGAAUGAUAUCACCAUCUCCAUCCCAAGGAUUAUCUUCCAGUUGCAGUAGUGCCCGAAGUCCAGGUACCGAAACGGAUUGGUAUCAUGAUGGACUCUAUUCAUCUCAAGGUCAAAAAGAUUAUAAUCUUCCCCUGACAAGUCACGCAACACCUGCCCAAAUGUUCACAAAUAUAUGGACUCAAUCACACACACAACCACUGCAGCCUGUUGGAUAUCCUUGUGUUAAUCUUAGCGAUGUUCAAGCAUUUGCUGAUCCGCAAGAUGUCAAAUUCGAAGUCGAUGAAUCAUAUACCAUUAUGGAUAUGCCUACCGAUUAUGCAAUUCAAACCUCGGAGUCUGGUACUCAUAAAUUAGCUUCUCAUAUAUCACAUUACAGAGAUGAGGGAUUGGGAGCUUCGAUUCGAGAUGCUGCAUCUCCUCGAGCAGUUUCUACUAAGGCUUCUAAUAAUGAUAAUACAUCUACGACUUCUGAUGCUGAUGCUGAUGCUGAUGUUGAUGCAGAAGGCGAAGUAGAUGUUGAUGUUGAUACCAAUGUGGAAAUGAAUAACGAAGCAGAAAUUGAUCCGGAAUUACUUCCCUCAGACAUUGAAGAAGAAGCAGAAGAAGAAGAAGAACCAUCCGAUACCGAAUACACUCCACGUCCCUCAACCCGCAACCCACGUAAACGCAACCGUACCAACAAAUCCAUCCCUCCCUCACACACAAAACGCAACCGCAUCUCCAAACCCCUCUCUACCAGCAAAUCAUCCAAAAUCUCCCUCGGCAACCUCUCAUGUAAACAAUGUACCCAAACCGGUUUCAAAGACCCCAGCACCCUCCAACACCACAUCGCCUCAUCACACACCCGCGCCUUCAUCUGCGUCUUCGACUUCGCCGGCUGCAGCAGCACAUUCGCAUCGAAAAAUGAAUGGAAACGACACGUCUCAUCUCAACAUCUCAAUCUACAAGCAUGGGUAUGCACACUCGGAGCAUGCGGGAAAAUACCACUAUCUUCGCAUUCGAGCUCUAUGAGAAAAGUUCCUGGGAGAAAUAUCGAUAUCGAUAUGCAUGGAGGAGAGAAUGCGAAGAUGAAGAUGGUGCAGAGAGGAUAUGAGGUUAAAGGCGCGGAGUUUAAUCGUAAGGAUUUGUUUACCCAGCAUUUGCGGAGAAUGCAUGCCCCGUUUGAGGUGAAGAGGAAGGGGCAGAUUAAUAGGGAGUGGGAGGAGAGAAUGAGAGGUUUGCAGAGGAGUUGUGAGAAGGUUAGGAGGGAAGCGCCGAGUCGGUUGGGAUGUCCGGUUACGGGGUGUACGACGGCGUGGUUUGAGGGGAUUGCGUGUUGGGAUGAGAGGAUGGAACAUUUGGGGAAACAUUUGGAGAGGUUGGGUGGUGGAGGUGGUGGAGGUGGUGAGAGAAUGACAAUAGGAACCGAUUCCCGUAUAGAAACACACAAUCACUCAACUCAUGAUCAAUACCCUACCGAGAAAUCGACAACCAAUGAACCCGAACUCAAACCCAGACCCCAAAAAAUUAACCACCAAAAUGAUCCCCUCUUCCUUGAAUGGGCGGCACAGCAAAAGAUUAUCGAGAGAAGUCAUAAGGGGGAGUGGAAACUUUGUGCUGGGAUUACAAGGAACGGGAGUGCCAGUGCGAGUGGGAGUGGAUGGGGCAAGAAGAGAUGUGUUGUUAGUGCUAGGCAUGGUGGACAUGCUGGUGAACUAAAGGAGGUGGUUAAGCGGGGUUAUGAGAGUGUGCUUGGGGAGCUUGGUGGAGAAGGUGAGGAUGGAGAUGGGGAUGAAGAUGCGGAGGGGGAGGAUGAGGAUGGAUGAUGAGUGAUGAGUAAUGAAUCUGAUGUAUGGAAUGUACGGAAGGAAUGCCUAGAUAGGCCGAUAGUGUACCCCAGAUAUUUUAUAAAAGUUACAAAUUUAUAA